AUGCCCUCUAAGGUUGCUUUAAUGCCUAAACAGAAGUUUUCUGCUGAUGUGUUUAGUGAAACGAAUUACUAUCCCACUCCUACAGAGAAAGUAAUAACAUAUGCGAAGAGUGAUACCGGAACGCGUAAAAACAAACAUCAAAUACUGACAGCAGAUAUAUAUGCGUUGAUUGCAAGUUUGACUUCACCAAUUGAAGACGUGGACUAUGAGUUGUUUGCGGAUUUUUUUCUGGUAUUUCGAAAGUUUAUUAGUACUGAAGAUUUGGUGGAAAUUCUAAUUUGCCGAUUUGAUUGGGCGCUGCAGGAGGUUUUGGGCAGUACGGAUAAGGAGAGGAAGAGGAUUGGGGAGAUUACGCUGGUUCGGACGUUUGUGCUGCUUAGACACUGGAUUAUUAAUUAUUUUGCAGAUGAUUUCCUUCCCUCUCUUCCUGUUCGUGAGCGGUUUCUUACUUUCGUGAAUCCAUCUCAUUUUAGUAAGAUGGCGAUAAGGAACAUGACAAUGGUGACCAAUAUUCUUGUCGCGCUGAAAAAGGCCUGGGUCUAUACUGCCAAGAUGAUGUGGAGUGACUUUGACCCGGUGACGGAGUUUAAGCUGGUGACCGCGAAUGAUUGGCUAGAUUUUGAGAUCCGCGACGCGACUCAGUUGCGUACUCCUACGGGAGAUCGGAGGGAGAGCAAGUUGAGUGAGUACGCUUUAAAUAGCCGCAUGAACCCCAGCUUCCGUAAUGAAAGCAUUCUAUCGCUUUACAAUGCCAGGGAAAACUUCCAGCUACCGACAAGGGCCAAGGGAGCGAGUUUAAGAAGUGAUGUCGCAACUCAAAAACGUACUGCGACUAUGUUCUUAUACCCUAAGGACACUUUAGCAUCUUCAAGGCCUUCUCCUAAUUUGUCGAAAAGCGAUGAGACGAUUGUUGCAUCUGAAGAAAGUAAACCUCUGCAAAAAAUUUCGAAUGCCACAAAUGUAUCAGAUGUGAUUAAAGAUGUUGCAUAUCCUGCAAACCCCUUUGUUGAGGUAGUAAUACCACCAACUCCAUCUAAAAAGUUAGAGUUUGUGUUGAAUUCCUCAUGUGUACCCUUGGUGCAGGAUUCCAAUAAAAAUGUAAGGGGGAAGCAACGCAAGGCGAGAAGCCGUUCAGGAAGUCGAACUAUAAGUGGUUUGAUGUCGAAGUGGAAGUUAAAUCACCAUAGAAGAAGCAGUUCACUGCACGGUUCCGUGGAUUUUUCUCCAGAGAUGAAUACUUUCAUUAAAUAUGUUUUUUGCAUCGCUUCUUUAGAUAAUGUAAAAGAUGACAUGAGAGAACUGGUAGAAAUAGAUCCACCUAAAUUUGACAUUUUAAGUGCAAGAACAAUCGACGAAGUUGAGUACCUUGUGGCAAUUGAAAACCACAUUUUAAAUCGAGUAGAAGAAAAUACAGGGAUAGAGCGUACUAUUGAUUUACCAGCUGUUGAAUCAAGCGGUUUAAAAACCAGCGAACCCAGAGAGUUCAGUGUUAUUGAUAACUUGAACAUAUACAAGACAGUUAGCACAAUCGCGAGCUCCGUUUAUGAGUUGUCGAAACUAAGCAUUGUUCAAAGUCAACAAGAUGCUCUAAUGCCGUCCAUUGCAUCCGUAGUUGGAAAUCGGUCGUACUCAACUACACCUGCACGUGGAAGGCCUAAGGGGGCAGCUCAAACGCCAUUUUCUAGUAAGGAUACAUCUCCUACAGAUGAUGAUGAGCCUACGAAGUUGGUUUUCUUUAAUACAAAAGGAAGGCCAAACGAUAAUUCAAGCGCAAUUUCUACUUUUCUAAAAGCAGAAAAGGAAACUCCUACAGCUUUUUACAGGAAUGAUGAGCCAUAUAGAUCUCUAAAGAAUUCAGAUGUUACUUCAGUCAAUGCUGCUCGGUCUUCCGGGACUACUAUUGAGACAGGGAGAUCUCCACAGGGAGAUUCAAUUUUUGGUUACCGCAACGAAGCUGAAAGUUUGCGAGAUAUCUCUGGUCCAACUUUGAGCAGGAAACAGCAGCAUACUAACUUGCGAGAGUUUAUUUUUGAAUCUUCAGCAACAGAUUUAACGUACAGCACUGACUCUCCUAGGUCGGACAAUCAUACUGAAGUCUCUUCUUACAGUAAUGCAAGGAAUUCACCAAGGAAUAGAUCUGGGGUAGAAAAAGAUACCAAGGAACACUAUGAACCUACUGCUUCAGGUAAUAAUACACUACCACCACUAUCGGUUCCCGGAUACCAGCCAAAAACUAACAGUGACAAUGUUCGUAAUUCAAUUCCACCUGCUAUUCAUAAUUCGAGCAAAGGCCUGUUCCAAAACCAUUCGCCAUGUAAUACGUCUAGUGGUAGGAUAAGUAUCAAUAGGAAGUCUAUACCUGCAUUAAGGGUUUUAACGACUCCUAAUACUCCAGUGCUUGACUCUAGUUUCAUGGAACGUGAGAAAAAGCUUGUCACACAUGAGGCAAGGUUAAAUGCACUAGAGAAGAGCAUCUCGGAGGCAAAAAGUCGCGAAAACGAAAGUUUGCCAAAGUCUGGCACGACCUCCACUAUAGCAACGAGCUUGUUCUUCCUUUCAGCCAAUACCAGUCCUCAAAAAGAUGUCUACCUACAAGAGCACAUCUCAGAGGAGGAAACCUUAGAUAUAUCUGGAGUAGGAGCUAUGAAACUGUCUCAUACUCCUAGUAUUCAAUCAGUUGCUACUGACUGUUCCUCUGGAUCUGACUCAUCUAAUUCUAUCCAAGCUUCUGUAAGCACAGUUUGGUUUCUUUCGCAAACUAGACCUCCAAAUGAAAGCCACGAUAGUUCCAAGGAUUUAAGCAAUGCUGAGUCACUGCUUGGAUUUAGUUCGGAAGAAGACAAGAACAACCUUUUUACUUUGGAUGUUGAUAUAGAUGAGGAAUUGUCUCCUAGACGUGACAUGAAUUAUCUUGCAACCAAAUUCAUGGCCACGAUAGAUACAAAGGAGAGCUCCGAUUUCAAGUCAGUUAAUGAAACUUCAAAAGAAUUAACUGAAACAGAUACCUCUAAACUGCAAGAAGGAAGUAUAUCCGAUGAAACUAUUCAAAGAGUUGGUCACUCUACAGAAGAUCGAAACGCUAAAGUUCAAUCCGAUCCAGUAUCGUUGGCUUUGAUGAAACUGGAAGGAACCCUGAUCAGCACAUCGGACACAGAAGUUGCGGCUGGAGUAGCAAACAGCAUCAGCAGCAGCGAAUUAGCAAAAGAAGUCGAAAAGUUAGAUAUUGGCACAUUAAAGCUACCAAAUGACAUGGCAAACAAGAGGCGGUCAAUGUUUAUUGAAAGACGAAGAACGGUAGCGGAAAUUUCACAAUCAUCUGCUGACUCCAGACAACCUACCCCUGAACCUCCUAGCUUUAUAACUGACGAGCAAAUUAGACUACUUUUGAGUGAGUAUAAAUUACAAGAUACCCGCCUACACGUCACGAAUGUUGACGAGCACCUCCCUUUUAUCUUAAUGUAUGACUCUUUAUCAAUUGCAAAGCAACUUACAUUAAUUGAACGAGAAAUAAUGAACGAAAUUGACUGGAAAGAUUUAAUGGAUUUUAGUAUGGAAAAGACGCUUCCUAAAGUCACAAGCUGGCUGCAACUAUUACUUCACAAUGAGAAAUUGUCUGGAAUAGAUUUAGCGAUUGCAAGAUUCAACCUGACCGUAGACUGGAUAAUAUCUGAACUAUUGAUGACAUCGGAUCCAAAGUUGAGACGCAACGUAAUCCAACGCUUAAUUCACGUUGCAGACCAUUGCAGGGCAUUCCAAAAUUACAAUACAGUAAUGGAAAUUGUUCUUGCUUUGAAUUCUGUUGUUGUUCAAAAAUUCAAGGAAUCGUGGAGACUAAUUGAGCCAGGUGAUAUAUUACUCUGGAAAGAAUUGAAAAGUAUUCCUAGUCUCGAUCGUAAUUAUCAGAAAGUGAGAAAUAUGCUAAACUCCAUAAAUCCAAUUAAAGGCUGUAUUCCAUUCCUUGUAGUAUAUUUAUCAGAUCUGGCGUUGAAUUCCGAAAAGAGAGACUGGAUUGUUCCCGGUAAAGUUGUUAAUUACAAUAAGUUCCAAAGUAAUAUUCAAAUUGUAAAGAAUUUCAUCCAGCGGGUACAAUGGGCGAAAUUUUAUGAUAUUCAACCAGAUCAGGAACUAUUAAGCAAAUGUGUCUAUAUUUCCACUUUAACGCCAGAGGAAAUGGCACAAGUAAGUAAAUUUUGA
Molecule: messenger RNA, 4194 nt
Organism: Eremothecium sinecaudum
Lineage: Eukaryota; Fungi; Ascomycota; Saccharomycetes; Saccharomycetales; Saccharomycetaceae
Gene: LTE1
Product: mitotic regulator LTE1
Exons: 1
Coding region: 1-4194 (1397 amino acids)
Biological process (GO): Ras protein signal transduction; positive regulation of GTPase activity
Cellular component (GO): plasma membrane
Molecular function (GO): guanyl-nucleotide exchange factor activity
Source: RefSeq, a predicted model, not a curated record